Messenger RNA from Anoplopoma fimbria (sablefish), 2063 nucleotides. It is a transcript of the gene faima, whose product is annotated as Fas apoptotic inhibitory molecule a. Lineage: Eukaryota; Metazoa; Chordata; Actinopteri; Perciformes; Anoplopomatidae. Gene Ontology annotation, biological process: negative regulation of extrinsic apoptotic signaling pathway via death domain receptors; canonical NF-kappaB signal transduction; positive regulation of neurogenesis. The transcript has 5 exons. The record is from RefSeq and is a predicted model, not a curated record. Bases 128 to 670 code for a protein of 180 amino acids.
UUGACUGGAGCUCCGCAGUAACUAACUCGCCGAGAAUAAACUGCGCUGUAGUGGCCCGACGAUCGUUUGUUAAGCACUGAGCCAGAGCGCUCACUUCAGCAGCGUUAAGGCUCUGUAGAAAGGCAGGAUGUCCAAUGACCUGGCCGGUGUGUGGGAGGUGGCGCUGAGUGAUGGAGUCCACAGGAUAGAGUUUGAACACGGCACGACCACCGGGAAGAGGGUCAUCUACGUUGAUGGAAAGGAGAUACUGAGACGGGACUGGAUGUUCAAACUUGUGGGGAAGGAGACGUUCAAUGUGGGCAAAUCGGAGACCAAAGCAACCAUCAACAUCGACGCAGUCAGUGGGUUCGCCUAUGAGUACACCUUGGAGAUCAACGGGAAGAGCUUGAAGAAGUACAUGGAGAACAGGUCGAAGGUCACCAGCACCUGGGUUCUCAACUUGGACGGCAUCGAUUGCAGGGUGGUCCUGGAGAAAGACACAAUGGAUGUUUGGUGUAACGGACAAAACAUUGAGACAGCAGGGGAGUUCGUGGACGACGGCACCGAAACGCACUUCUCACUCGGAGACCACAACUGCUGCGUGAAGGCCGUGAGCAGCGGGAAGAGGCGAGACGGCAUCAUCCACACGCUGCUGGUGGACGGCACGGAGAUAGCUGAGUGCACGGAGUGACGGCGUGCACUUGAGUUCAGAAUUUGUAUGAGAGCCAGGUUCUGGUUGGUGCGUGCGUGUGUGACAUGGUAGACGUGUAGAGUAGGAGUCAUUUUAAGCUAUUUGGAGUCGGGGACCAACUGCACAGAAAUGUGAGCUCAUAUGUAUCCAUGGCAAUGCUCUGGAGGGCAUAUUAACCAAAAAGGGUUGAUCUGUCAGUUGAAGGCCGGACCUGCAGUCUGGGCGGUUCCAGAAAAGAGGGUGCAGCCAUAACUUUCAGCCACAAAAAGGGAUUUACUGUCUCAAAGAGCAACUACACUGAAAACCUUUUUUGAGUUGGAAGAUGUUACUUUAUAUUGAUAUAAUAGUGUCAGUAAUAUGAUCAGCAUUAGAGGCCAGAUGUGCCAUAUUUAUCGAUCUCAGCCUGGCUCGGUUUGCCCCCGUGGUUGUCAACGUGAGCAGCUGGUAUUCUCUUAGGAGACACGUCCUGCACCCGUUGUCGUGUUUUGUAGAAAAAACAACCACACACCUACAGGUUACCAGAUAUCAACAGGCUCUCACCGCUCUCCGUGCUCACUUUCUUGUAUUUUCCAAUAUUAGGAGGAUUGAAUAUGAGGAAACAAUAAUAUUCCUCAAAUGUAGCUCAGGAGUGAUCUACGUUUAGUGCUGCGUUGACGUGUUACGAGGUCUUUGUGUGGCUGGGUCAGCUGGUAGAAUGCAGUAGUAUGAAGUCAGCUUUUAGCAGACUGCAAGGGUAACUCAAUCAUUCAGAAGUGGCAAUAUUGCCCGUCAUAAAUCAUACACACAGCUGAAAUAAAUCCCUCUCUGAUAUUCAAACAUACUCUGUCACACUCAAGAGAUGUGUGGGACUCUGUUGUGCUGUCAAAUUAUAAAUCUCUUUUUUUUUUUUUUUAAAUGUUAAGGCCAGAUUUUGUGGUCACACAGAUUCCAAAACAUUUUUAUAAAAUCGUGGUACAAAUUGAAUAUUGAAUGUUUUUCCAGUGUAUUUCAUAUGCUCGUUCACAUUCUGAGAGAGAGACGUUAACUUUGUAUGGAGCACUGGUCUAACCAGUGAAAACAAUUAAGUUAUGAGCAAUAGAAAAAAUGGACGGUCAAAAGUUAUCCGCUGAUGACAGUGAGGUGCAGCUAAAAGCUCGAAUAAAAGCUACUAAAUGGAUCUCAAAUCAAAGAUUUUUGUCUUUUUUUAAAGUUAUUUCCUAGCUGGUCAAGGAUGAACUUCAACACUCAAUAGAACAAUUGUGAAUGUGUUAUUAAGUAUGUAAGGGACAUCCCUUUAUGUCUGUAUUAUGUCCUGUUUAAAAGCUUAAUGUCAAUUUGUGUAUUUUAUCUUGUUUACGGUGACGUGUACACGUUUGUAAUAUGUAUUUAAUUUGAUUAAAUCCACGUAGCUGAU